Molecule: messenger RNA, 1926 nt
Organism: Brettanomyces bruxellensis
Lineage: Eukaryota; Fungi; Ascomycota; Pichiomycetes; Pichiales; Pichiaceae
Exons: 1
Coding region: 1-1926 (641 amino acids)
Biological process (GO): cellular response to iron ion starvation; reductive iron assimilation
Cellular component (GO): high-affinity iron permease complex
Molecular function (GO): ferroxidase activity; copper ion binding
Source: RefSeq, a predicted model, not a curated record
AUGAGAUCGGUUCCACUAUUAAUUUCUUCAUUUUUCCUUUUGUUGGGAAACGUGCUUGCUGACACGCAUGUCUACAACUGGACAACAUCAUGGGGUAAAGAGAACCCAGAUGGAUUGCAUAAGAUGGAUGUCGUGUUGUGCAAUGGCGAAUAUCCAUGGCCUGACAUCAGAGUUAAGGAAGGUGACAGAGUUAUCAUCAACUUGACCAACGGGUUGCCUGAUCAGAACACUUCUCUUCAUUUCCACGGUUUGUUCCAAGAGAACACCAACGAGUAUGAUGGUGUUCCAAUGCUUACCCAAUGUGAUAUUCCUCCAAAUGAAACUAUGGUUUAUAACUUCACUGUUCCUGACCAGCACGGAAGUUACUGGUAUCACUCUCAUACCAAGGGACAAUACAUGGAUGGCAUGCGUGGCGCUUUCAUUAUUGAAGAUAAGGAUGAUGCUCCAUUCGAUUAUGAUGAAGAUGUCACCCUCACCAUCACCGAAUGGUAUCAUAGUAUGAUUUCCGACUUGAUUCCCGAAUUCUUGAACAGAUUUAACCCAACUGGUGCUGAGCCAAUUCCUCAGACUCUUUUGUUCAACAACACUCUUAACGGAACGUGGAAUGUCAAACCUGACACCACUUAUCUUCUUCGUAUCAUCAACAUCGGUGGUUUUCUAUCUCAGUAUGUGUGGAUCGAGGACCAUAGCUUCACUGUUGUCGCAGUUGAUGGUGUUUAUGUCGAGCCUAACGAGACUGACUAUUUGUAUAUCACCGUUGCUCAAAGAUACGAUGUCUUGGUUCACACCAAGAACGAUACUUCCAAAAACUAUGCUUUCAUGCAAAAGAUGGAUGAGGAUAUGUUAGAUACCACCGAUGGUGUUAUUCACAUGAACAGCACUAAUGCUGUGGUUUACAAUUCAUCUGCUCCAUUGCCUGAUGAGUAUUAUUCUGACAACUACCUUGAUGACUUCUUGGAUGACUUCUACUUGGUUCCUGUUGACAAGCAGGAGCUUUACGAUGACUACGACUAUCAAAUCAAGAUCGACGUUGUGAUGGACAACUUAGAUGAUGGUAUAAACUAUGCAUUCUUCAAUAAUAUCACGUAUGUUGCUCCAAAGGUCCCAGCAUUGGGAACUGUUCUUUCCUCUGGUAACUACAGUACAAAUGAGUUGGUUUAUGGUACCAACACGAACUCUUUCGUUCUCCAGAAAGAUGAAGUUGUCGAAUUGGUUCUCAACAAUAACGAUACCGGUAAGCAUCCAUUCCACUUGCACGGACAUGUUUUCCAAGUCGUUGAAAGAGGUCCAGAUUACACUGACAGUGAGGAUCCUGUCCCUUACAAUGAGAGUGCUCCAUACACUGCUCCAGAAUAUCCAAUGAUCAGAGACACGCUUUAUGUCAGACCACAAUCUUACUUCCGUAUUAGAUUCAAGGCUGAUAACCCUGGUGUGUGGUACUUCCAUUGCCAUAUUGAGUGGCAUUUGCUUCAAGGACUUGCAAUUGUCCUUAUAGAAGACCCAGAACAAAUCCAGAAAGAUCAAUCAGUUUCUGAAAAUUGGAAGGAUAUAUGUAAUGCAAACGGUGUUCCUUAUGACGGUAAUGCUGCUGCCAACACCAACAACUUUUUGGACUUAACCAAUCAAAACGUUCAGGUCAAGAACUUACCUGCCGGUUUUACUGCUAGAGGUAUUGUUGCCUUGGUCUUCUCUUGUAUUGCCGGUAUUUUGGGAUGUGCUGCUAUUUGCUACUAUGGUAUGGCCCAGAUACCAGAUAUGGAAAAGAAGGUGUAUGCUGAACUAUCCCCAGAAGAGAGAUUGAUGUUGGACAAAGAGGAUGAUGAUGACAUUGAGGAUGAGGAAGAAGCUAGUAGUGACAGCAAAAUAAAAAAGGAAGGUUCAUCUUCAGAGAAGGAUGGUGAAACAAAAAUCAUCUCUCGUAGUUGA